Molecule: messenger RNA, 1031 nt
Organism: Microplitis mediator
Lineage: Eukaryota; Metazoa; Arthropoda; Insecta; Hymenoptera; Braconidae
Product: annexin B11-like
Exons: 4
Coding region: 139-714 (191 amino acids)
Source: RefSeq, a predicted model, not a curated record
AAGGAACAAAUAACUAUUGGUUAUUGUGGCGGGGUGCUAUCGCCAAAUGAAAGUAAAUUCCCUAUAUAAAGGGUUGUUUCAGCGAAUAUCGGCAGAACAGAUUUAACUCAACGAACGAGUAAACAGUGCUUGGUCGACAUGAAGGUUUUGAUUUGCUUGAUGGUUGUCGCUGCGGUCUUCGCAGAGGAAGACAAAAAUGUUAAAAAACGGGGUCUUUUUGGUUUGGACCUCGGCUACGGAGAAUACGGUCACGGUUACGAUCACGGAUACUUAGGACAUGAUUUGGGACACCAUGAUCAUCACACUGUUCAUGUUAAAACUAUUGCUGUUCCAUACCCAGUGCCUAAACCUUACCCAGUUCAUGUUGACCGUCCCUACCCCGUCAAGGUCCCAGUUGCUGUACCUAAACCAGUACCAGUUGCUGUACCAGUUCCCCAGCCAUACCCAGUAAUCAAAACCAAAACUGUUACUGUUCCCGUCGACCGACCUUACCCAGUACAUGUUAAGGUUCCAGUACCUGCACCCUACCCCGUAAAAGUACCUGAACCCCAUCCAGUACCAGUUGCUGUUCCUCACCCAGUUUACAUCAAAGAAAAGGUUCCCGUCUACAUCAAGAGCUACGACCACGGACAUGAUUUGGGACAUAGUUACGGACACGGUUACGGACAUGGUUACGGACACGGUUUCGGUCAUGGAUACGGACACUUUUACUAAUAAUUUAAUUAUUCAGUAAUUAAGUUAAAUAAAGAUCUAGCGUCGAAUCAACUCUAUUAAAAAAUACCUAUCUCCUAUCUUUACAAUCCUUACAGUAUUUUUCAAAGUUUAACUUUAAUAAUCAUAAUAAAUAAUAAUAGUAAUUAUAAUUAUGAUAGUAACAUCUGAGACCAAAUCGUCAGCUUGUAUAAGCAUCCGACUUAUUGAUAAAGAUAUACAUAUUAUUGUGAAAAUACAUGUGACCUAGCAAAAUGAAAAUACUCUAACGUUUGUGUUCAAACUAUUUGUAAAUCUUAGCGAAUUGAUUAAUAAAUUCA